Messenger RNA from Adelges cooleyi (spruce gall adelgid), 753 nucleotides. RefSeq names its product NEDD4 family-interacting protein 2-like. Gene Ontology annotation, molecular function: WW domain binding. The record is from RefSeq and is a predicted model, not a curated record. Gene Ontology annotation, cellular component: perinuclear region of cytoplasm; endoplasmic reticulum; Golgi apparatus. Lineage: Eukaryota; Metazoa; Arthropoda; Insecta; Hemiptera; Adelgidae. Bases 1 to 753 code for a protein of 250 amino acids. Gene Ontology annotation, biological process: positive regulation of protein ubiquitination; vacuolar transport; ubiquitin-dependent protein catabolic process. The transcript has a single exon.
AUGAGUCAUCAACCAGAAUUUCAUAUGGACAUCCCCCCUUAUGUGUGUAGUAAUGUUUCAACUAACAACACUAACACACCGUCCAAUUUACAAGAAAAUCUCAACAUCAAUAACGUUCACCCAAUUCCUAUGUAUCCAUUAACAUCAACACCACGUUAUGACGUGCAACCACCCAUAUUAGAUUUAUCAGCUCCGCCACCUUGUGAAAACUGCAAUUUAGUUUUUGCUAAGUUGCCUACGUAUGAAGAAGUUCAAAUAGAAAAACUUUUGGGAGGUGAGAAGAUGUCUCCAAGAUUUCCAGAAAGAAUCAUUAAACCACCUACUAUUGGAGCGAAUUUACAGGAGACACCAGCACAAACAUUGACUGUUUUAACCACUGUUACCGCUCCAAACCCUUGUGAAAAUGACACUAAUUUACUCGGCACGGACUAUAUGUAUCUGACAGCAUUUAUGAUGACAUUGAUUUUCGAUUGGGUUGGUUUCCUGCUAGCAAUGUGCCUUGGUCAAACUGUCGCUGUUCGUUACGGAGCGUUCACAGGAUUCGGUCUGGCGUUGGCCAAAUGGACAAUAAUAGUGAAUAUUAACAACGAGUUAGCGGGUACGAAGAACCGGACAAUCACGUGGAUGUGCUGGUUAUUAUGGUCACUCGGCCUGGUAGUCAGUAUUCGCUUUCUCAUACAGUACAAGAAAAUCAAACGGUAUUGGCGAUUAUUUAGUGAACUCGACCGGGAGCGCUUGUUAUAUUCGCAUUGA